GGCGCGGGCGCCCGGGGGCGGAGGAGCCGAGGAGGCGGGAGGCGGGAGGUGCCGGGGCCGUUUAAGCGGCCUCCCUCCCGCCCCCAGCCGCCUGCUCUGGCCCGGGCCCUGUGCUGACCCCCGGAGUGGCCCACACCGGCCCUGCCCAGUUGCGCGGCUCCAGGCUGGCACGCCGGCGGCCUCGGGAGCAGCUCAAGCCCAUGAGGCCCGUGCGCUCCACCGCCGGUGCAGAAGAGACGGAGCUCCCGGCCCCCGCGGAGGAGCGGAGGAUCAAUGCGGUUCAGGAAUCGAUUCCAGCGUUUCAUGAACCAUCGGGCCCCAGCCAAUGGCCGCUACAAACCAACCUGCUACGAACAUGCUGCUAAUUGCUACACGCACGCAUUCCUCAUUGUUCCAGCCAUUGUGGGCAGCGCCCUCCUCCAUCGGCUAUCUGAUGACUGCUGGGAAAAGAUAACAGCAUGGAUUUAUGGGAUGGGCCUUUGCGCCCUCUUCAUCGUUUCCACAGUGUUUCACAUAGUAUCCUGGAAAAAGAGCCACUUAAGGACAGUGGAGCAUUGUUUCCACAUGUGUGAUCGGAUGGUCAUCUACUUCUUCAUUGCUGCUUCCUACGCUCCAUGGUUAAAUCUCCGUGAACUUGGACCCCUGGCCUCUCAUAUGCGUUGGUUUAUCUGGCUCAUGGCAGCUGGAGGAACCAUUUAUGUAUUUCUCUACCAUGAAAAGUAUAAAGUGGUUGAACUUUUCUUCUAUCUCACAAUGGGAUUUUCUCCAGCCUUGGUGGUGACAUCAAUGAAUAACACGGACGGACUUCAAGAGCUUGCCUGCGGAGGCUUGAUUUACUGCUUGGGAGUUGUGUUCUUCAAGAGCGAUGGCAUCAUUCCAUUUGCCCAUGCCAUCUGGCACCUGUUUGUGGCCACAGCAGCUGCUGUGCACUACUAUGCCAUUUGGAAGUACCUUUACCGAAGUCCCACGGACUUUAUUCGACAUUUGUGACCAGUCCGCGCUAGGUCUUGAAAUCAGUAUUAUCUCAACGGAGGCACUUGAGUGGGGCGAGAGCUGAGUGUUGCACACAGAAGAAUGAGCAACUUGCACUGACUUCAUUUAAUUAUUUUUUUUUUUAAUAUAAUUACUGUGAAAGUAUAAAAGCUGUGCCCUGGAGUUCUCCUCCCACAGCCAGCAAAUAAGGUAGUGAAUUAAUUCUUCAUUCCAUUCCACUAUCAUGAAGGACUCUGGAUAGACUUGGCCAACUGAUGUUUACAAACCAGAAUUUUGUAUUUUCAUUUUACAGAUUUUAAACUAGGUGAUUUUUUCUAAAUUGCUAGGUCAGGAUGUCAAAGUCAGUGCAAUAACACAACUUCCUUUUUUAGAAAAACAAAAGUUGUUUCUAUCACUUUUCCCGUUCACUGUGUAAAGAAUCAUGGAAACUUAACACUACUUUUUUACCAUGUUUCAUCUUGACAUGACAUGGUUAUUUUUUAAAGAGAAGAGGCUUAAGUUCUUUUGUAAAUUUUUAAAGAAACUAUUCCAUGAAGUGGGCCCCACGGUUCCUCAUUCACGUGAAGCUCUGCAGCAAACGGUCAACAUUCCACAAACAAGCAUUAUACCUCCUCUGACAGUUUUAUUAAGUGUGGAGAGUUUGCCAAUUAAAAAAAAAAAAAACACAAAAGCAAAAAAACCUGCAGUUUUCCAAACUUUUCUGCCAAUCUCUGACCCUGAAGUCAGGGCUGCUUUGGGCUGAUAACAACCUGACCUGGUGUGGUCCACCAGUGAUGAGAAAGUAUUUUGAUAUCAUCAACUUUUCCAGAAGACAUAACUUCACUCUAUGCCUUUGCCACGUUUUCUCCAGGACCUCUUACCACAGCGGAGGGUCCUGUGUGUCCUGAGAUAGUAUUGUUGGGUUGGCGAUCUGCCAGACACUUCUCGUGAGCGUGCUGAAUGAUAGUGAAUCGUUGUACUGCCACGUUGGUGCCCAACGCUUCAGUCAUUGUAGUUCAGUCACUUAACUUUAUUGUAUCAGUUUGAUAUUCAUUUUGAAUUGUGGGACUAGACGCAUAAAUUCACAUCUCUGCCUUUUCCUCUGCAUUUCUCAACAUACUAUUUUUUUUUUCAUUCCAUGUAUAAAACAUUUUGAUUGACAGGUAGAAACUCGUGUCAGUGAUCCAUGGGUUUUACGCUGACUCAGUGGAGUGGUAUUUGUAUAUUAUUUCUAGUUUUCCCUCAGUGUCUUAUAUUAAGAUCGAUGUAUUAGUUGCUUUCUUGAACCUCUCUUGGUGUUUAAGUGAAGCCCCCUUGCCCUUAGAUCAGAUGUUAAUAUAACCUGUUUGUCUAGAAGUAGGCUUGCUCAGUGGAACUAUUAGAUUAAAGAUAUGCUUUAUCCAUUGAAGUGCUGUACAGCUGUAAGUUGAAAAGAAAGUUUAUUUUGUAUGUCUGUCCAGGCUCUGACUUGGGUAAACUGUAGAGACGCGACAGAAGCACUGAUACUUGCUGGUGGUUUCUUCAGUAGGCAAGGACACCCAAGGAUAACACCAGCCAGGCCACUGUGUAUGCAUGACCGAACAAGUGGGUGCGUGUUGUUUUGCUCUGUAUAUGUUCCUUUACAUAUAUUCACUUUUUGUGGAUCCAUCGAAAGUGCUCCUAAGCCACACUGUCAAAAACCACUAACAUGUAUGUAAAGCCUUGUGCUGUAGAUUAGAAUAAAGUUGUUACUUUAUUGA
This is a messenger RNA of Meriones unguiculatus (Mongolian gerbil), 2711 nucleotides long. RefSeq names its product monocyte to macrophage differentiation associated (gene Mmd). Gene Ontology annotation, cellular component: membrane. Gene Ontology annotation, molecular function: pore-forming activity. The transcript has 7 exons. Bases 274 to 990 code for a protein of 238 amino acids. NCBI's taxonomy places the organism in Eukaryota, Metazoa, Chordata, Mammalia, Rodentia, Muridae. The record is from RefSeq and is a predicted model, not a curated record.